AAGAUGAGUUACAGUAACAACGACAAUCAGAUUCAUGUUUACUGAAAGCAAACAUUAAAAGAUUAUUUCUGUCCUUUGCUUCUUUUCAGCUGGAUAACUUAAAAAAUGCUUUUGUUUUGCAGCUUAAGGAAGUAUUUCUAUAAUAGACUUUCAGAAGAACAAAAUGAUUUGGUCCAUGAAUAAGGUACAAAAUCUCAUUAAGAGAUUAACAGUUCACUUACAUGAAGACAUUUUGAUAGUUUUAAACUUUUCUUGAAUUGAUGAAGUAAUUUGAUUAAAUCGGAUGUAAUGUUUCAGAGGGACUGAAACUGGUUAGGUUUAGCUUUCUAAUUGAUUUACAUUUUAAACAAUGUUAUUAUUAUAUUCCAAAAAAGCAUGUUUAUCUUUAAAACAUUUCAAUUAAUAAAAACUAAAGAAUCACCUAGAAUAUUUUCCCCCAUUAUUUCAAAGCACAUAUGAUGGGGACUUGAAAAUGCAGUAAGAAUAACACAGGUAUUUAUGUUUGUGUAAGGAAUGUGGCUUUAUUGUCUGAUUUUUAUAAUCAUUCACUUUCAGUAAUAAUUAAGAGAAGAGAUUUGCAAUUUUUCCUCUGAUCUUCUUGAUCUUUUUUUUUUUUUUUUUUUUUUUUUAAAUCUUUGCAGUUGUUUUGCUUGUUCUCCAUAGUGUUGAUACUAUAAAAUGCAUAAGUGGUGUGUUUCUUUUUUCAAGAAAGAAUGUCGGUGCACCAGUUGAAUUUCUCUUUAAUAGAAGAUAAGACCGGGUGAGGCUUAGCUAUUGUUCAAAUAACCAAAAAAGUUCUUGUAUUGUUUGGGUUUUAUUUUUAAGCAAAGAGAAACUGAAACUGACUGUCUGGCUUGGACAUAGGGCUGGGCGAUAUGGACCAAAAAAAUCAUAUCUCUGUAUUUUUAUGCUGAGUGGUGGUACACAAUAUGCAUUAUAUGAAUUAUGGUAUUUUCUGCUUUGCAGAAAUCAGUCUGAUGUUUUCCUCAAAGACCCAUGCUUCAUUUCAUUUCAAUUACAUAAAAAUGACAACAAACCUGACCAUCAAGUCUGGGUAAACAGAAAGGUUAAGGAAAGUUGAAGCAAAUUUAAUACUACUAAAAUGCUGUGGCAUUUGUUGAUCCUGCAUGUUUUGCAAAUUGUAAUAUUCCCAUUAAACAAAACUGAAUGUCUGGAAAAUGUUCUCAGUACAAAAGCUUGUUGAUUACUCCCAGUCUUAUGGACUAAUACAUAGCAUUAAUUAAUUAAUGGUUAAACACAUUAUGAAAACAAAGAAUUUCCUGUAGCUCAGACAGCCGAACAUUGCACUAGCAAUGCCAAGAUCAUGCAUUCGAUUCUCCGGAAAAGCAGAAGUGUACCUUGAGUUCAGUGUAAGUUGUGGAUAAAAGCAUCUGCAAAAUGUAUACAUGUAAUUAUUACAUUAAUAAGCAUUGAUUUUGAUCACUCAAAGAGUGUUUCAAGGUACUUUUUUGUGAAGCUGAUUUGGGAGAAAAAAAUGCUAAAUAAAACAAACCAACUCAUUUUCAUUCCAUCUCCAUUCAUCUAUUCAAGCACAGAAUGGAAGAAUGUCUUUCUAAAUGAUAGGUCUAUGCAAAGAAACAAUGUGUUGACAUGUAAUGUGACAAACAACUUAUGUCACAUGAAAAACCUGUUUAAGCUAUUGUUGAGAAAUUACAUCUGUUUUUAGUGAAAGUCCACCCACAUUUAUUAAAGCACUGAUAAGACUGUGAGAUCUGCAGAUCAGCAUCACUGCAUUGAGCUGCUGAAGAGAGAAUCUCUCUGAGUUUGAUCUGAAGCAGCAGGUGCUGUUUGUCAUAAUGAGGUUUCUAAUCUCACUGUGUGUGUCACUACUGCUGCUGAUUAAUGGUGAAAUAACCAAUGGACAAACAACAGAACCUACGACUUCCAUCUCUGAUCCAUGCUAUGAUUAUAACACUCUUGAUGAUUCCUGGAGAGACAUACGGCAAAGCCAGUACUAUGGACGUGAUGACACCCUUGUUGAAUGGAGUGGAUGGUAUCGGCUCUAUUUGAAUGGAGAAAGUGCCCAGAUGUCGGAGUGGUGUGUGAGUUAUAUGCAAUGUGGUGGUGAAACUGGACUGUAUCUCAAUGGUUCUCAUCCAACACUUGAGGAUGGAGUGGUGACCCUUGAAGUUGUGGGAACUCAUUCAUGGUGGUGGUCAGGGUAUUCCCGUCAGUGUGGCGCCUACAGAUCCAUGUCCAUCCGAGUCAAAGCCUGUCCAGGAGAUUAUUAUGUCUAUGAAUUUGUCAAACCCAACACAUCAGUCUCUAGACCUACAUAUUGUGCAGUUGCUUUCAAAAACAUCAGCAGUGAUCCCUGCUACAACUAUGAGUCUCUGGAUCGUCCCUGGAGAGCCAACAAUGAAAGUGGAGCUUACUUUUGUGAUUACUCUUUCUCCUGGAAUGGCUGGUACCGGCUUUUCUACAAUGGGAUGGACAUCCGGAUGCCAGAGACCUGUGUUAGUUCAUUUAGCUGCAACACAUACUAUAAUCUGUGGCUCAAUGAUCCUCACCCUCAGAUAGAGGAUGGAGUGGUGAUCAGGGAGGUCUGUGGUAGUUAUCAUUGGGGAGGCUGCUGUGAAUACAACUCAAAACCCAUCAGAGUGAAAGCGUGCCCAGGCAAUUACUAUGUCUAUGAACUUGUGAAUCCACAAUUCCAGUGUGCCGGAUACUGCACAGAUGUCAGCACGAUUUCACAGGUGAUUUCCACUGUGAGUCCAGACAUAAUCACUGUAUCCAGCAUCAUCUUGAAUUAUGACCCAUGCAAUAACUACAACAUACUUGAUAACUCCUGGCGAAGCACACUCAAUUACUGGUCUUGGUAUGGAUACAUAUCUGAUCAUGAUGACACUCGUGUAGAAUGGGAUGGCUGGUAUCGACUCUUCAUUGAUGGAUCAAGUGCUCAGAUGCCUGAGUGGUGUUUUUAUUACAUGUCAUGUGGAGGUUUUAGUUCUCUGUGGCUUGGUGGCUCUCAUCCUCGGAUAGAAGAUGGAGUUGUUACUCGUGAAAUUUACGGCUCUCGCGAAUAUCAGUGCAGUCGCUACAGCUCCAACCCAAUCCAAGUCAAAGCUUGUCCUGGAAAUUAUUAUGUCUACAAAUUUACCAGGCCAAGGAUUUCAAUCCCUGCUCCUGUAUAUUGUGCAGUACCUUUCUCUACUCCAAGUGUCGACCCCUGCUACAACUAUACCAGUCUGGAUGAGCCUUGGAGAGCCACUGACAACUAUACUGACUAUUAUAACUCUAGAUGUGAUUAUAAUGUGGAGUGGAAUGGCUGGUACCGACUGUUCCACAAUGGUGAAAAUACUCACAUGCCAGAAUCAUGUGUUAAUUAUGGCAGGUGUGGCACUUAUCAUCCACUGUGGCUCAACGGCCCUCACCCACAGCUGGAAGAUGGAGUGGUCACCCGUCAGGUCUGUGUUUCAGUGUGGAGUGACUGCCGUGCUUCAUCAGUGGAUGGCUGGUGUUCUUAUAAAUCCCACCCUAUAAGAGUCAAAGCCUGUCCAGGAGAUUACUACGUUUAUGAGUUUGUAAAGCCAAUAUUUUGCGGGGCUUACUGUGUAGAAUCUACAAACGAGUCCAUCCCACCAGAAUCUACAACAGAGACAAUCCCAUUUAUAGAAUCCAUUACUCCACCAAUCACAACCACUGCUCCCCCUGUUGACCCCUGCUAUAACUACUAUGCCCUGGAUGAUCCAUGGAGAGCCACCAACAAUCAUUAUUCCUCUGAGAUAAUGUGUGACACUGCAGUCAGCUGGGACGGUUGGUACCGUCUCUUCAUUGAGGGUCAGAGCGUUCAGAUGCCAGACACAUGUGUUUCUGAAUAUAGUUGUGGCACUUAUGCUCCACUGUGGCUGAACGGUGGACAUCCAACUGUUGAGGAUGGAGUGGUCACUCGAGAUGUCUGCGGUCACUGGGACAAUAACUGCUGCUAUUUCCAGUCUAAUCCCAUUAAAGUCAAAGCUUGUCCAGGAGGAUAUUUUGUCUACGAGUUUGUGAGACCAACUACAUGCAGUUUGGCAUACUGUGCAGAUGUAAGCAACAUAAACAGUACCUAUACUACUGUCAUUCCAGAGACAACCACAACUGAAACAACCUCAGAAACUACAGCUGAAACCACAACAACAAUCUUUGAUGAAAAUCCUUGUUCUGAACUCAGCUGCUCUGAGAACGAAAGGUGUGGGAUGAAAAAUGGUGUUUAUGGCUGUUUAUGUAAAAAGGACCCUAACAGAUCACAACCACAUUCUGACUCAUUUGAUUUCUCAGAAACCUGUGAAAGCAGCUCUGGCUCAAUGUCUGUGUCUCGCUGUCAGCUCUUUGAGGCUGGUUUUCCAGCUGACCACUUACACCUCAAUGAUCCCAGCUGCAAAGGAAUAGUCCAGAAUGGGAGAGUGGAAUUCCAUUUUGAUAAUGAUGAACACAUCUGUGGUACAAAUCUUGUGGCUAAUGGCACUCAUUUCAUCUAUGAUAACUUUAUUCUGGGGACACCAAGGUCAGAAGGUCUCAUCAGCAGACAGAAGAUCCUGAAGCUUUCUUUCAGCUGUGUUUAUCCUCAAACACAAACAUUUUCCAUGAAUGUGGAAAUCAACCCACUGGAGAGUGUUGUGCACAAGACUCUUCCCACUGGUGAAGGCAGAUAUCAAGUUCGGAUGAUUCCAUAUGAGGAUGAUGAGUUUCACCCGGCCCUUCACUGGUGCAGUGGAACAGAACUCGACCAGGAGAUGCAUGUGGAAGUUCGUGUUGAGGGGGUCGAUAGCCGCCAGUUUGCCCUGGUGAUGGACACGUGUUGGGCUACACCUGUCAAUGACCCUGAUUACAGCCUCCGCUGGGAUCUCAUUGUUAACGAGUAA
This is a messenger RNA of Megalobrama amblycephala (Wuchang bream), 4865 nucleotides long. RefSeq lists its product as uncharacterized. Gene Ontology annotation, biological process: neutrophil migration. Gene Ontology annotation, cellular component: apical plasma membrane; cell surface. Lineage: Eukaryota; Metazoa; Chordata; Actinopteri; Cypriniformes; Xenocyprididae. The record is from RefSeq and is a predicted model, not a curated record.